Molecule: messenger RNA, 4433 nt
Organism: Oncorhynchus gorbuscha (pink salmon)
Lineage: Eukaryota; Metazoa; Chordata; Actinopteri; Salmoniformes; Salmonidae
Gene: uba6
Product: ubiquitin like modifier activating enzyme 6
Exons: 33
Coding region: 67-3192 (1041 amino acids)
Biological process (GO): protein sumoylation
Cellular component (GO): SUMO activating enzyme complex; cytoplasm
Molecular function (GO): SUMO activating enzyme activity
Source: RefSeq, a predicted model, not a curated record
CCCGGAACAGUUUGAUGUGUUUUUUGUAGCUGAACACAACCCUUCAUUCGUAACAACAACAACUCAAUGAACCUAUCGUACACCGACAGUGCUUCUAGGACCAGUGAGUUUUCCCCUCCCGAGAUGUCAGCUGACUCCAUGGAGAUUGAUGACUCCCUGUACAGUCGUCAGAGGUAUGUCCUGGGGGACAGUGCUAUGCAGCAGAUGGCUCAGUCUUCUGUCUUCCUCAGUGGAAUGGGAGGACUGGGAGUGGAGAUCGCAAAGAACAUCGUGUUGGCAGGUGUGAAGGUGUUGACGCUGCAUGACCCUAAGCAGUGUGAGACGUGGGACUUGGGCUCCAACUUCUUCCUCAGACAGGACGAUGUGCUGACUCAGAGGAACAGGGCUGUGGCGGUCCAUCCCAGGGUAGCGGAGUUGAACCCUUACGUCCACGUGGACACGUCCUCCUCCUCUCUCGACCUCUCCACUGACCUCUGCUUCCUCAAGAGGUACCAGUGUGUGAUCCUGACUGAGGCCAGGCUGAGUCUCCAGAAGAAAAUCAACGACUUCUGUCACUUCCAUCAGCCUCCAAUCAGGUUCAUUGGAUGUGACGCGUAUGGGAUCUGUGUGAGAGUGUUCUGUGAUUUCGGGGACCAGUUUGAGGUGUCGGACCCCACUGGAGAGGAGGCCAAGGAGAUGUUUAUCCAGAACAUCACACAGGGUAACCCAGGGGUGGUAACCUGUAUGGACAGCAGGACCCACGGCCUCCAGACUGGACAGAGUGUUCUCUUCAGAGAGGUCAACGGCAUGGACACACUCAACGGCACCGCGCGACAGGUCACAGUCCUCUCUCCCUACAGUUUCAGCGUCGGGGACACUUCCUGUCUGCAGCCCUAUGCAGGUCACGGAGGCUUCUUCCUGCUGGUCAAAACCCCCAGAACGUACAGCUCACAGACGAUGGAACAGCAGCUGUCUGAGCCUCAGGUCCUGACUCCCGACUUCAGCAAACCAGAGGCCCCGCUGCAGAUCCACGCCGCCAUGCUGGCUCUUGAUGCCUUCCAGGAGCAACACAACAGACUGCCCAAUAUUGGGUGCUGUCAGGAUGCGGAGGUUCUGGUCAAACUAACAGAGGACGUCAACCACACCUUGACAAACGGGGCUCCAGUGAAUAGUGAGUUGGUGCGUUGUCUCUCUAGAACAGCCUCUCCCACCAUUGGCUGCGGCGGUGGGGGGCUUGCCAGUCAGGAGGUCCUCAAGGCCCUCACCAAGUUUGCCCCACUACAGCAAUGGUUCUAUCUAGAUGCCAUCGAGGUAGUGAAACCACUACUGUCUCUAUCAGCAGAGGAGUUUAGCCCCAGGGGUGAUCGGUACGACGGACUGAGGGCCUGCAUCGGGGAGACCAUGUGUCUGGAACUCCACAAGCUGAGAGUCUUUAUGGUGGGCUGUGGAGCCAUUGGCUGUGAGAUGCUCAAGAACUUUGCCCUGCUGGGAGUGGGAUUGGCCAAGAGCUCAGGAGAGGUGUGUGUGACGGACCCAGACCUGAUAGAGAAGUCCAACCUCAACAGACAGUUCCUCUUCAGAUCUCAGCACAUACAGAAACCUAAGAGCACCACAGCGGCCGUAGCGACCUUGGAGAUCAACCCAGAGAUGCAGGUAGACGCUCACCUCAACAAGGUGUGUCCUGCUACCGAGGGGGUCUACAACGACCUGUUCUACUCCCGCCUACACCUGGUUGUCACGGCGCUGGACAAUGUAGAGGCUCGCAGAUACGUCGACAGCCGCAGUGUAUCCAAUCAGAAGGCUCUUCUGGAUUCCGGUACCAUGGGAACCAAAGGACACACGGAGAUCAUCGUGCCCAACCUGACCGAGUCGUACAACAGCCAUAGGGACCCACCAGAAGAGGAGAUUCCGUUCUGCACCCUGAAGUCUUUCCCUGCUGUCAUAGAACACACCAUCCAAUGGGCACGGGACAAGUUUGAGAGUGCGUUUGCCCACAAGCCCACCAUCUAUAAUAUGUUUUGGCAGACCCACUCCUCUGCAGAAGCCGUGCUACAGGAUGCAGCAGAGGGAGACUCUGGAGGGGCGUUCCAGGUUGUCAAGCUGCUGAGUCGACGGCCCAGCCAAUGGGAACACUGUAUCAUUCUGGCACGCCUCAAAUUCGACAAGUACUUCAAGAGAAAGGCUCUACAGCUGCUACACUCCUUUCCUCUGGACACUCGGUUAAAGGACGGCAGUUUAUUCUGGCAGUCACCUAAACGACCCCCGUCUCCCAUAGAGUUUGACCUGAAGGACUCACUUCACUUCAAUUUUGUCGUGAUCUCUUCACUUUAUGCUGAAAUCUACAACAUCCCUUUCAGAGAUCAGGAUCUGUCGCAGGAAGCAGUGUCCAGGAUGUUGUCAGAGAUUACCGUCCCAGAGUACAGGCCAGCAGAGAAGCGUAUUGAGACUGAUGAGAAUGUGAAGAAGCCUGAUCAGAUGAAGCUGUCCGUAAGCAGCGAGGAGGAGAGAGAGGCCAUCGCCCAGUUAGAGGAGGCUAUCACUGCAGACCACGUUACACCAGAGAGGUUACGGAUGUCUCCCCGGAUGUUCGAGAAGGACGAUGACCUCAACGGCCACAUGGACUUCGUGGCGUCGGCCUCCUCCCUCAGGGCCAGGAUGUACUCCAUCGAGGUGGCCGACCGCCUCAAGACCAAACGCAUCGCCGGCAAGAUCAUCCCCGCCAUCGCCACGGCUACCGCCGCCGUCGCCGGGCUGGUGUCGUUGGAGCUGGUGAAGGUGGUGGGAGGGUACGGGUUUGAGUCGUACAACAACUGUUUCUUCAACCUGGCCAUUCCUGUCAUGGUCCUCACCGAGGCGGCACCUGUCAAGAGAACACAGAUCAGGGAAGACAUCUCUUUCUCUAUCUGGGACCGUUGGACUGUGUGGGGUCACCAACACUUCUCCCUCUCGGACUUCAUCAACGCAGUGCUGGUGAAUUAUGGGAUAGAACCUACCAUGGUUGUCCAUGGAGUGAAGAUGCUCUAUGUCCCUGUGAUGCCAGGACACAACAAGAGACUGAAACUAACGAUGCAGAAGUUGAUCAAACCGUCUGUAGACCGUCGCUAUGUUGACCUGACCGUGUCCUUCGCUCCAGAGUCAGAUGGUGAUGAGGACCUUCCUGGACCCCCCGUUAGGUACUACUUCAGCCCCGACGGAGACGCUCCCACCGCCUGACACGCCCGGACCAUAACAUCCCUGACGCCCCUCAAACUAACCAAAUAUAACCACCCCUCAGUCCCCUCAAACUAACCCCCUGUACCUACAAAACCCUAGUUGACAACAGUGGUGCUUCUAGAACAGGGGUGGAUUCUAGAACAGGGGUGGAUUCUAGAACAGGGGUGGAUUCUAGAGCAGGGGUGGAUUCUAGAACAGGGGUGGAUUCUAGAACAGGGGUGGAUUCUAGAACAGGGGUGGAUUCUAGAACAGGGGUGGAUUCUAGAACAGGGGCGGAUUCUAGAACAUAUGUUGAUUCUAGAACAUAUGUUGAUUCUAGAAUAUAUGGUGAUUCUAGAACAGAUGGUGAUUCUAGAACAGAUGGUGAUUCUAGAACAGAUGGUGAUUCUAGAACAGGGCUGGCCCCAUGUACCAUUAUUAGAGAAAGAGCAUAGAGGUAGAAAGAGGGCUGUAGAUGGAUAUAACCUGGUCUGAUGAGUUCUCUUUCUACCUCUAUGAGAAGAGGGAAGCACUUGGCUGUGUACAUUGUAGUCCCUCUGUGUUUUCUACUCUGGUUUAAAGCACAGCUCUGACUGGUGUUUUCUACUCUGGUUUAAAGCACAGCUCUGACUGGUGUUUUCUACUCUGGUUUAAAGCACAGCUCAGACUGGUGUUUUCUACUCUGGUUUAAAGCACAGCUCAGACUGGUGUUUUCUACUCUGGUUUAAAGCACAGCUCUGACUGGUGUUUUCUACUCUGGUUUAAAGCACAGCUCUGACUGGUGUUUUCUACUCUGGUUUCAAACAGCUCAGACUGGUGUUUUCUACUCUGGUUUCAAACACAGCUCAGACUGGUGUUUUCUACUCUGGUUUCAAACACAGCUCAGACUGGUGUUUUCUACUCUGGUUUAAAGCACAGCUCUGACUGGUGUUUUCUACUCUGGUUUCAAACACAGCUCAGACUGGUGUUUUCUACUCUGGUUUAAAGCACAGCUCUGACUGGUGUUUUCUACUCUGGUUUAAAGCACAGCUCAGACUGGUGUUUUCUACUCUGGUUUCAAACACAGCUCCGACUGGUGUUUUCUACUCUGGUUUCAAACACAGCUCAGACUGGUGUUUUCUACUCUGGUUUCAAACACAGCUCUGACUGGUGUUUUCUACUCUGGUUUAAAGCACAGCUCAGACUGCUAUGCACAUGCCUUAACUAACAAUCUUGUUGUGUUUGUCAUGACGAUGAUAAUAAAAAACGACCGUGUUUACACA